This is a messenger RNA of Colletotrichum scovillei, 11652 nucleotides long. RefSeq names its product beta-ketoacyl synthase domain-containing protein. Bases 1 to 11652 code for a protein of 3883 amino acids. Gene Ontology annotation, molecular function: oxidoreductase activity; 3-oxoacyl-[acyl-carrier-protein] synthase activity; phosphopantetheine binding. Lineage: Eukaryota; Fungi; Ascomycota; Sordariomycetes; Glomerellales; Glomerellaceae. The record is from RefSeq and is a predicted model, not a curated record. Gene Ontology annotation, biological process: fatty acid biosynthetic process; secondary metabolite biosynthetic process. The transcript is spliced from 10 exons.
AUGUCUGCCCGAGUCAACGCCACUGAGAAUGACCCCACCGUCAUCGUCGGCCUUGCUUGCCGAGUCCCUGGCGCUUCCAACCCCAGCAAGCUCUGGGACCACAUUGCCGCUCAGCGAGAUGUCCAGCGCAAGAUGCCCGAGGACCGCUUCAAUGUAGACAACUACUACCACCCUGAUGGCACCCGCAAGGGAACCACGAACGCUCGCUUCGGCUACUUCCUUGAGCAGGAUAUUGCUGAAUUCGACAACUCCUUCUUCGGCAUUUCUGGAAAGGAAGCCGAUGCCAUGGACCCUCAGCAGCGUCUGUUGCUCGAGGUCGUCUACGAGGCCUUGGAGAACGCUGGUAUCACUCUUCAGGACAUCAGUGGCUCUCAGACUUCUGUCUUCUGCGGUAGCUUCACCAACGACUAUCUUUCCAUGACUGGCAAGGACUUGACGGCGAACUACCCCAUGUACCACGCCACUGGUACCGGUAACGCCAUUCUGUCCAACAGAAUCUCGUAUUUCUACAACUUGCACGGAACUUCCAUCACUCUUGAUACCGCCUGCUCGUCUUCUCUUGUCUGCUUCCAUCUCGGCAACCAAUCGCUGAAGAAUGGCGAGGCUGACAUCUCCAUCGUUGUUGGCUCUGCUCUCCACUUUGACUCCAACAUCUACAUCACAAUGACGGACCUUGGCAUGCUGUCUACAGAUGGCCGCUGCCGCGCUUUUGAUGCUUCAGGAAGCGGCUACGUCCGUGGUGAGGGUAUCUGCGCAGCCAUCCUCAAGCGCCAGAGCGCCGCUGAGACUGCUGGCGACAACAUUCGCGCCAUCGUUAGAGCUACUGGAAGCAACCACGACGGCCGAAAGAACGGUAUCACUUUGCCCAACAGUGUUGCCCAGGAGGACCUCAUUCGUUCUACCUACGAGCAGGCCGGUCUCAACCCGCUGCACACACAAUACUUCGAGGCACACGGUACCGGCACUGCCGCAGGUGACCCGAUCGAGACCCGUGCCAUCGGAGCAGUCUUCUCCCCCGGCCGCAGCAACCCCUUGUACGUCGGCUCCGUCAAGACCAACAUUGGUCACCUUGAGGGUGCCUCAGGUCUUGCAGGCCUGAUCAAGACUACUCUUGCGCUUGAGAACGGACAGAUCCCUCCCAACAUGCACUUCAACAACCCGAACCCGAAGAUCAUGUUCGAUGACUGGAAGAUCGCUGUUCCUACCAAGAUGACUCCUUGGGAGGUGCCAGAGGGUAUUGCCCGAAGAGCCUCAAUCAACUCUUUCGGCUAUGGUGGUACCAACGGACACGUCGUCUUGGAAGAAUACAAGAAGAACGCUGCCCCCAAGACCCGCUCUGUCACGGCCAUCGAGAACGGCGUUCACGCUCGCCCGUACCUCGUUCCGCUUACCUCUCACUCCGCAAAGGCUGGUGAGCUCACUGAGGAGACAUUGAAGAGAUACCUUGAGCAAGGAGAUGUCAACGUCGCCGACCUCUGCUACAGUCUGGCCACUCGCCGCACUCUUCACGGCCAGCGUUCUUUCGUCGUUGCCAAUGAUUCAGCAUCACUAGCCGAGCAGUUGACCAUUGCCCGCCCUGCCGCCAAGUGGACUCUGGCCAACAAGUCUUCCCCCAGACUUGGCUUCAUCUUCACCGGCCAGGGUGCCCAGUGGUUUGCCAUGGGUCGCCAAUUGAUCGAGGAGAGCCCCCUGUUCCGCCAGAGCCUGAAGCGCUGCGACAGCAUUCUUCAGGCGCUCCCCGACAGGCCCGAGUGGUCCAUCCUCGAGGAACUUUGCAAGACCAAGGAGACUACUCUUCUUGGCGAGACACUCUACUCUCAGACCAUCUGCACUGCUCUGCAGCUCGCCUUGCUCGAAGUUCUCAAGGCCUGGGGCAUCACUCCCUCCGCUGUCGUCGGUCACUCCUCGGGUGAGAUGGCCGCUGCCGCUGCUGCCGGUAUCUUGACCUUUGAGAACGCCCUCAUUGCUGCCUACUACCGCGGUCGCUACAUGUCUGCCCCCAAUGAGAAUGGCAAGCCUGGUGGUAUGAUGGCUGUCGGCCUCACUGAGGCCAAGGCUCUCGAGGAGCUCAAGCCCUACAAGGGUCGCCUUUGCAUUGCUGCUGUCAACUCCCCAAGCACGAUGACAAUCAGUGGUGAUGAGGAUGCUAUUCUCGAGCUCAAGGACAGCCUUACCGAGAAGAAGGUCUUCGUCCGCCAGCUUAUCGUCAAGCAGGCCUUCCACAGCCACCACAUGAACGCCUUGGCUGGUGCUUACGAGAACGCGCUCAAGAACUGCAAGACCUUCACCACCCAGAAGCCUACUUGCCGUAUGUUCUCCAGUGUCACCUCUCGCCUGGCUGAUUACGAGUCGAUGGGACCCAAGUACUGGGCCACCAACAUGACCAACGCUGUCCGCUUCUCUGACGCUCUCACUGGCAUCCUUCUCGACGAGGAAGAUGAGCAGAAUGUUGACGUCCUGAUUGAGCUUGGCCCCCACCCUGCUCUGAAGGGCCCUGCUCGCCAGACCACUCAGUCUCUGAAGCUUGACCUGCCCUACAUCGGCUCGCUGACUCGUGGUGUUCCCGACUUCGAGGGACUGCUCAACCUCGCCGGUACAUUGUUCUCUCUCGGUUACCCUGUCGAUCUUAUUGCCGCCAACCAGAACUUGAGCUUGGGAGCGGAUGGCAGUCUUGUCAAGGUUGACACCGGAGCCAAGCUCAACGACCUCCCGACCUACACUUGGGACCACCGCAGGUACUGGACCGAGACCCGCUACCUCAAGGAGCACCGUCUUCGCAAGUACCGCCACAGCCUUCUUGGCCACAUCAUCCCCGGUUCUAUCGCCAAGAACCCCAAGUGGAGAAACUACCUGCGUCUCAAGGAGCUUCCCUGGCUCCAGGAGCACGUGGUUGAUGGCAAGGUUGUCUUCCCUGGUGCUGGGUACAUCAGCAUGGCUAUUGAGGCUGCUCUUCGUGUUGACGAGGUCGAGAGCGCCAAGAUGAUCUUUGUUAAGGAUAUCGUCAUCAAGAACGCCCUUCUUCUCCCCGAGAGCGAUGAUGGCGUCGAGAUCUUGCUGGAGCUGAAACCUGUUACGCUUUCAGCCAAGAGCCACUCGGAGACCUGGUACGAGUUUGCCUGCUACUCAUAUGACGAGAACAGCAACUGCACCCAGCACUGCCACGGUCUUAUUAGCACCGAGAAGGGAGAGCCGGCCCCCGUUCCUGAGCCUGUCUCUGGCUCGGUCAACCUCGGCGAGCUGCUCAAGAAGACCAACCGAUCCGUCACCAGCGGUCAAUUCUACAACCAGCUUGCCGGUCUCGGUCUCGAGUACGGCGAGAAGUUCCGUCUUUUGAGCGGUUCUGUUGAAUCAGGCCCAGGUUUCGCCCUGAGCGACCUCAAGUUCGACCCAAGCGCUCUUCCCCAGGAGCGAGGUGACGAGACUGUUGUCCACCCGACCCUUCUUGAUGCUUUCUUCCACGUCAUCUUCAACGCCAUUGAGUCUCGCCUCGGUCGCCCUCUCGAUGAGCCCUAUGUACCUUCCUUCUUCAGAACCUUGAAGAUCUCUGGCCAGUUCUUCUCGUGGGCUCAAUCCACUGAGGCCAAGAGCUUCCAGGUUGCUUCUUUCACUCAGCUCCCGUCUCCCCGUGUGGCAAUCAACGACAUGAUCAUGCAGAACGCAAGCGGUCAGCUGAUGAUGGAGAUUGGUGGUCUUGAGGUCACUUCCCUGGGCCGCGAGAUGCCAGAGGGCAGCGGCCCUCGCACCCUCUUCUACCAACAGAGAUGGCAACCUUGCUUCGACUUGCUCGGCAACGCAAAGGGCAAGAGCCUCAGCGAUAUUGUCGACAUCUUUGCACACCAGUACCCUGACAGCAAGAUUCUUCACAUCACCUCGGAUGUCGAAAAGUCGAAGCAUGUUCUCUCCGCCCUUGGCGGCACCAAGAGUGAGCGCCGCAGAUUCCACAACAUGGACGUGUGGUCUCUCAACGGUGCGAAGCUUGGCGAGGAGUUCGAGACCCUGUCCAACAACACGAACAACCUCGUGAACAUUGUCGAGCCCCAGCCCGAUAGCUACGAUCUCGUCAUCGUCAGCGAGACCGGCUCCAUCAACGCUGUUCCUUUCAUGAAGGACACCGGUUGCAUCAUCUUUGAUGGUCAGAAAGGAUCCGUUGCUGCCGACCUUUCCGAGGUCUUCUCUAGCCCGAUCUGCACCGCUCUGCAGAAGAAGAAGACCGCGGCGCCCAUGACUGGUCCCAUCUCAGUCGUCAUGCCCUCCGGUGACGUCUCGCCUCGUGCGCUGGCCAUCUACAACGCUUUCGAGUCUGCUUUCGGCGGUCGCAUCAUCACAAGCACCUUCCCCGAGAUUGCCGAAGCUGGUCUGUGUGCGGUGGCUGAUGAUGUUGUCGUUCUGGCUACACUGGACGAGAUCAUUGACAAUGAGUCGAUGUUCUCAGGUGUUCAGGCCCUUCUGGGAGCCAUCCAGAAGAAUGUCAUCUGGCCUCUUGAAGGUGCUACCUUCGAGUCCGAGAGACCCGAUCUUGCCAUGAUCAUUGGUCUUGUCCGCACUGCUCGCAGCGAAAACGACUCUUCUCGCAACGUCACCUUCGACUUUGGCAAGAACACCGCUGCCGAGACUGUCGCCUCGAACAUCCUUCGUGCACUUGACGCCAGCUUGACCGAGGAUGAGCUCGCGGAGCGCAACGGCGUUGUCUACAUCCCUCGUGUCGAAGCCGAUGAUGGUCGCAACUCCAAGCUCCGCAACGGACCUGCUCGUGAGCCUCGCUUGGAGGCUUUCGGUGAGCGUCGGCCUCUGAAGCUGACCUUCGGCAAGGUCGGUCUUCUUGACACGCUUCACUUUGCCGAAGACGAGGAGAUUAUUGACACCGAGCUCGCUGCUGAUGAGCUUGAGAUUGAGGUCAAGGCAUCUGCCAUUAACUUCCGUGAUCUCGCUGCUUCUCUCGGUAUCAUCGACGACUACAAGCUUGGUGAUGAAUGCGCUGGUAUCGUCUUGCGCGUCGGCUCCGAAGUCAAGGACUACAGCGUCGGUGAUCGUGUGGUCGCCUGGAGACCUGGCCAGGGCGCUCACCGCGCCAUUUGCCGCAACCCCGCCACUCUCUGCCACAAGAUCGAUGCCAACAUGUCUUUCACCGAUGCCGCUGCUCUGCCUUGCAUUCUCACUACCGCUUACUACUCCCUUCUCGACACCGCCCGCCUUCAGAAGGGCGAGACCGUCCUCAUCCACGCCGCCGCUGGAGGUGUCGGACAGAUGGCUGUCCAGAUUGCCCAGCGCGUGGGUGCCCGCGUCCUCGUCACGGUCGGAUCCCCUGCCAAACGCCAGCUCAUGAAGGAAGUCUACGGCAUCAGCGAGGACUGCAUGUUCUCUUCUCGUGACGACACAUUCGCAGCCGGUGUCAUGCGCGCCACGGAUGGCAAGGGUGUUGAUGUCGUCCUCAACUCCCUUGCAGGCAACCUCCUCAAGGAGACUUGGGGCUGCCUCAACGCCUUCGGUCGCUUCAUUGAGAUCGGAAAGCGUGACAUUCACGAGAACACCAAGCUCGACAUGUCUCCCUACCGCAAGAACGUCAUGUUUGCCUCGGUGGAUCUUAUCACCAUGUUCGAGAGGAACAAGUCGCUUGGCGCUCGUGUCUUCAGCGAGUGCUGCGAGCUGGUGAACAAGGGAGAGAUCAAGUUGCCUGCUAUCCUCGAGGUUUCUUACCAAGACGUCAUCAAGGGCUUCCGUCUCUUGCAGAUGGGCAAGCACGCCGGCAAGAUUGUCCUAUGCCCUUCCAAGGAUGACAUGGUCCCCGUCAUGCCUACCAGCUUCCGCAACACCAUGCUCUUCAGCUCCGAGAAGACCUACCUCCUUGUCGGUGGUCUCGGCGGUCUUGGACGAACCCUCGCACAAUGGAUGGUUCGCAAGGGAGCUACCAAGCUUGCCUUCCUUUCUCGAUCUGGUGCUGACAAGCCAGAGGCUCAAGCCACCGUCGACUGGCUGGUGGAGCGUGGCAUCGAGGCCACCGUCUACCGCGGCGACGUCGCUAAGCUUGCCGAUGUGCGCGCUUGCGUGGAGGGCAUCAGCAACCUCGGCGGUAUCUUCCAGGCCGCCAUGGUUCUGCAGGACGUCCCUCUCGAGACCAUGAGCUACUCGCAGUGGAAGCGCUGUGUUGAGCCCAAGGUUCUCGGUGCAAAGAACCUUCACGAGGCCUCCCUGGGUGUUGACCUCGACUUCUUCGUGUGCUUCUCUUCCGUUGCUACGGUUCUCGGCUCCAAGGCGCAAGCCAACUACUCGGCUGCCAACGCCUUCCUUGACGCUUUCAUGCGCCACCGUCGCGAGAUGGGUCUUGCCGGUACUACCAUGAACGUCGGCGCCGUCUCCGGUGUCGGUGUCGUCAGCGAGAACGCCUCACUUGCCAAGAUCAUGGAGCGCUUGGGCAUGGACCCCAUCAACGAGGAGGAGCUCCUUUACCAGCUCGAGGAGGCCGUCAAGGGUGACCGCAAUGUCAAGACCACGGCCCGCGGCGUUGAUGCCCACCAGAUCAUGACCGGUGUCGGUCUCAUCAAGCCCGAUGUCUACUGGGCGGCCAAGCCUCUUCUGAAGAACUUGUACUCCAACCACGACUUCGGUGGCUCCGGAGCUGCCGGCAAGAGCCAGAAGAACGUAAUGGCUAUGCUUCGCGAAGAGUCCGACCCUGAGAAGCGUACCGAGAUUGUUCUCGACAACUUCCUCGACAAGAUCGCCCAGGUCCUUGCCACUCCCAAGGAGUCCAUCAUUCCUUCCAACCCUCUGUCUGCCUAUGGUCUCGAUUCCAUCGUCGCAGUCGAGUUCAGGAAGCACUUCCGCAAGGAGAUCCAGGUGGACAUUGCUCUCUUCGACAUCUUGGGCGCCGCCAGCAUUACUGCCCUCGUCCAGAAGGCUGCCAAGAUGAUUGUUCUCACUUCCGCCGCCAAGGAGGCCGGUCCCGCCGAUGCAAAGGCGGAGAAGAGCAAGGGUGCCGAUGCCGAGAGCGCGGAGAAGUCUGCAGAGACCUCUGCCAUGGCCUCUGGCGAGAUGACGAAGACCAAGACUUCUGCCGGUACUCCGAUCGCUCUGUCUACCUUCCAGUCUCGUCUCUGGUUCGUCCACUCAUUCCUGGAGGACAAGUCCUUCCUCAACCUGCCCAUCGUCAUGAAGAUCAAGGGAAGACCUGACUUGGCCGCGCUUCGCACCACCAUGUACGAGCUCGUCUCUCGCAACCCUUCCAUGCGCACCAGCUACUUCGAGGGUGAUGAGUUCGCCCAGCAGGAGAUUCUUGAGGACUUUGAUGUCGAUGUCUCCUUCCGUGAUCUCUCCGGUGAGGCCGACCCCGAGCAGGCCCUUGAGGAGUUCGUCAAGUACAACCGCAAGAUCGAGAUGAACGUCGAAGAGGGCGAGGUUUCCAGCUUCUCGCUGGCCAAGCUUUCUGAGGACGACUGGGCCUUCAUCUGCAUGAUCCACCACAUCUCUAUCGACAGAGGUAGCAUGAAGGGCAUGAUGAGCCAGUUCGUUUCCCUCUACGAUGCUACCGUUCAAGGCAAGGACCUCUCGACCGUUCCCUCGCCCGAGUUCUCCUACGUCGACUUCUCCAUCUGGCACAACGCCCGUCUCGCCUCUGAUCUUAUGCGACCUGACCUCGACUGGUGGAAGGAGCGCCUUUCUGGCAUUCCCCAGGCCAGCAAGCUGCUGCCCUUUGCCAAGUGCGAACGUCCUCAGCGAUCUGACCCGCGCCGUCUGGCCCUCAAGACCAACUUGAACUCCAAGUUGUUUGCUCGCAUGAAGCGUCUCGCCGCACAGGCCAACGGAACCCCCUUCCACUUCAUUCUCGCUGCCUUCAGGGCGUUCCUCUUCCGCUACACUCAAGAGAAGGAUCUCGUCCUGCUCAUGGUCGAUGGCAACAGGCCCCAUACGGAUGCUGAAGACAUCAACGGAUUCUUUGUCAACCUGGUCCCCAUCCGAGUCGAGGAUGACUGCGAGGGAGUGACCUUUGACCAGCUCUUUGCCAACUGCAAGCAGCGAGCUCUUGAGAGUUUGGCUCACUCUGGUGUUCCUUUCGACACUGUGGUCGAUAUCCUGGGCGCGAAGAAGACCCCCAGUCACAUGCCCGUCGGCCAGAUCGCCGUCAACUACCAGAUCCACGGCCCGACUCCCACAUACUCUACCUCCGACUUCCAGAUCAACAGCAUGGUGACGGACGACAUUCCCACUGCGGCUGACAUGCAGCUUGAGGCACUUGAGACGUCUGACCACGCUCUGGACCUGCGCAUCGAGUACUCCACCGCACUCUACAGCGAGGCAGAUAUGGAGCGCUUCCUCGACAACUUCCUCACCUUCCUGUCUGGUUGCAUCAAGGACCACCGCCAACCCAUCGAGGAGGUCGGCAUGUGUGGCGAGAUUGAGCUCAAGACGUUGGCAAACGAGUUUUGGAACACUGAGACCCGCGAGAACCAGUGGGAGGGAAAGAGCGUGUUGGACAAAAUCUCCCAAAUGGCACUCGAGCAUCCCCAGAACACCGCGAUCAAGACGUCUGACGGCUACAGCAUCACCUACAAGCAAUUGAUCCAAGACGCGACCAGCGUGGCCUCGGAGCUUCUUCAAGCAGGCGUCAAGCCCGGUGACCGCAUCGCAUUGCUCGCUUUCCCCGGCGUCGAUGCCAUUGUCGGCCAGAUUGCAUCUCUCAUGACCAGGAGCUGCUACGUCGCUCUCGACACCGACUUUGCUCAAGACCGUCUCUCCUUCAUGAUUUCGGACGCCGGUAGCCGGGUUCUUCUCGUUGGACCUGGAGCCGAGUCCCUUGCCAGUGACCUCACUUCCAAGGCUGUUGUUGCCCCCAAGGUUAUCAGGAUUACUGAAGCCGUCGGUGCUGUCAAUGCUUCGACCCAGUUCAGCCCUCGCCAGCCCCAGGACCCUUUCUACAUGAUCUACACCUCUGGAAGUACCGGUACGCCCAAGGGAGUUCUCCUGACCGAGGAGAACACCCACCAGAUGCUUGCGACCCUGAACAAGGACUACUGCUUCACUUCCAAGGAUAGGUUCCUUCACCAGUCUUCCAUGUCUUUCGAUCUCUCGAUUGUGCAGAUUUACUCCGCUCUGACGGCUGGCGCGACUUGCCUGGUUGCUGCGUGGGAGACUCGCAAGGACCCUCAUGGUCUCGCUUCUUUCAUGGCAACCGAGAAUGUCACGACCACCUACUUCACCCCGACCCAGUUUGCCCUCCUUCUUGAUCUCAACACCGAGGCGCUCAAGAAAUGCAACAACUACCGCGUCGCUUACUUUGCAGGAGAGAGAUUGCCCGUCCGCGUAGCUCGCAGCUUCUACGACCUGAAGACCCCUGCGACUCUCUACAACACCUGGUCCCCAUCUGAGCUCAUUGUCCAAACUUCCAUCGCCAAGAUUGAGUACCCCGCUGAUGGCGAAGUCAGCCUGCCCAUCGGCUUUCCCAUGGACAACUGCCGCCACUACAUCCUCGAUACCAAGGGAAACCCUCUCCCCGCUGGCAUGGUCGGUGAGCUGGUCGUAGGUGGUUCCCAGGUCGGUGCCGGCUACCUCAACCGCCCCGAGAUCAACGCCAAGUCCUUCGUCGAGAACCCCUUCGCCAGCGUUGAGGAUCGCAAGAGAGGCUGGACUAGAAUGUUUAAGACGGGUGACCGUGGCUGCUUCCGCACUUCUGACAAACAGCUUGAAUUCCAUGGCCGUAUUGCCGGUGACAAGCAGAUCAAGCUUCGUGGCUUCCGCGUUGAUCUCGGCGAGGUCGAGCAGCGCAUCUUCCAGGAGUCGCAGUCGCAGCUCGUUGAUAUUGCCGUCAUUGCUCGUACCGUCGAGGCCGGCCAGGAAGACCUUCAACUGAUUGCCUACGUGGUGCCCAAGAAGGCACUCAGUGCCGCCGAGAAGCAGACAUUCGUCUCGACCAUCCACCGCAAGAUCAAGCCCCAUCUCAACGAUUACAUGCUCCCCAACGCCUACAACUUCCUGACCAAGCUGCCUGUGACCAUUGGCGGAAAGGUCGAUCGCCGCAAUCUCCUGAGCAGAGAUCUUGAGCUUCUCUACCCGACAACUGCUACUACUGCCAAGCCUACUGGCGCAGCCAACGGCGCUUCUUCGAGUGCUGGCGACCUCGAAACCUCUGUCAUGGGUCUCUUCCGCGGUAUCCUGGGGGACAAGUACUCUGAUGUGAACGACAACUUUUUCCAGCGAGGUGGUCACUCGAUCCUCCUCGUCCGUCUCCAGGCCAAGAUCAAGAAGCAGUACAAGAUCGCGCCCACUCUGCCCCAGAUGAUCAAGGAACCCACCGCAGCCGCUGUUUGCGCCUUCAUCCGCCGCAACAAGGGCGAUGGUUCCGGCGGUAAGGCGGGGUUUGAGAACGUCAUUAGCUGGAAUGUCGAGACCAAGCUCCCCAACGAUGGCCGCUACAUCCCGCGAUACGGCGCCCCACGCGUCGACCGUGACGAGCUCUCCAAGUUUCUGAUUACCGGCGGCGAGUCCUUUAUCGGACUUCACUUGCUCGCCGAGAUUCUGACCAGCAAGCCGAAUGCCACCGUCUACCUUCUCGGAUCGAUGGAGCGAAUCGAGACCUCCGUCGUCGUGAGCGAGCUGGCCAAGUAUGGCCUCAUCAACGACCACAGCAAGAAGGGCGUCGUCUUGACCGAGAAGGACGUUCUCGGCCGCAUCAAGAUCGUCCCCGGCACCCUCUCGCAGCCCAGCUUCGGCCUCAGCAAGUCAGCCUUCCGCAUCCUGGGCCAGACCGUUGAAUCAAUCUACCACCUGGGCGGCCACGUCUCCCUUCUCAAGACCUACUCCUUCCUGAAGCCCGUCAACGUUGCCCCCAUCUUCGACCUCAUCCGCCUCGCCGGCACGGGUGACCACCUCUCCGAGAUCCACUACCUCAGCACCUGGUCCGUCGCGCACCUGCAGUCCUGGUCCCAGUCCAAGCGCACCCGCACCGAGUACGUCACGGCCGAGGAGGACAUGUCCCACUUCCAGCCGCCGACCGAGGACGAGUUCGGCUACUUCAAGUCCCGCUGGGUCGCCGAGAACCUCCUCUGCCACGCCGCCUCCCGCGGUUUCCCCGUCACAAUCACCCGCGCCUCCGCCGUCACGGGCUCCUCCCACAACGGCAACCUCGACCCGGCCGACGAGUUCACUCUCCGCAUGAUCCUCAGCAUGAUCGAGUCCGCCAAGGUCCCGCAGAUCGGCCAGCCCAAGCAGCCUGGCUUCGCCGUUGACGUCGUGCCCGUGGAUUACCUCGCCCAGGGCUUCCUCGCGCUCACCUCAGAAAAGGAGGCUCUCACCUCCAGCCCAGCCAACUACAACAAGCCGCACAUCUACCACAUUGGCAACCACUCGCCCCUCAAGCUCGCCGACCUGCCCGAGAUCGUGGCGACGCUGCGGCCCGACGGCAAGCGCGGCGAGGUCGUCUCGCUCGACGAGUGGCUCACGUCCAUGGACAAGGGCAACGCCGACGAGGCGGCCGUGCGCAACACCGUCCUGAAGGAGUACCUCGCGACGGGAUACGUCAUGUUCUCGCUCGACAACAGCAAGACGGCGGCCUUGUUGGAGAACCUGGUGCCCGGGCUCGACGAGAAGUGUCCUGCCGUGGACGCCGCGUUCCUUGGCCAGCUUUGGCAGCGGAUUAAGAAGGCCGAGGCCGGGGCUCAGGCGUAA